Beta vulgaris subsp. vulgaris (sugar beet) is the source of this 2232-nucleotide messenger RNA. Its product is annotated as dihydrofolate synthetase. NCBI's taxonomy places the organism in Eukaryota, Viridiplantae, Streptophyta, Magnoliopsida, Caryophyllales, Amaranthaceae. The transcript is spliced from 11 exons. Gene Ontology annotation, cellular component: mitochondrion; cytoplasm; cytosol. Gene Ontology annotation, biological process: tetrahydrofolylpolyglutamate biosynthetic process. Gene Ontology annotation, molecular function: tetrahydrofolylpolyglutamate synthase activity; ATP binding. The record is from RefSeq and is a predicted model, not a curated record. Bases 425 to 2089 code for a protein of 554 amino acids.
CCACAACCAAUCCAUCAAGGAACAAGGUGACGAACUACUAUUUCCUCUUACAUGUUUGCUCUCCUCUCUCUCCCCCACACUCUCUGGCAAAGUCGAAUUAUAAAACUGCAAUAACACCCAAGCAACGAAACUACGAAAGCGCCAUUUUUGCGUAGUACCUGAAACUGUUUUCCAUCAUACAGUGGAAGCACAGCUAGUAGAUUGUUCUUCUCAAUCCACUCAAUUGUCUUUAUUCUUGAGUAUGAUCGGCUGCGAAUUUCCCCUAAUUUAGACGGGAAAAACGGAAUUUCAGGCUAGAUAUAGCAUAAUCAUCCCUGAGCAGAAGUUUUUCGUUGUAAACCGUUAUAGUCAAGGCAACAUUAGUGUUCAACAUACCACUUAGAUAUGAGAUCUUUCCUUAUUUGGUGUAAUUGGGGAUAGCAAAAUGAAAGCAUUUACUUCAUUUUACAGACGUACUAUACUGUCCCGGCACACAAAUUUGGAUUUUUCUGCUAUGAUCCCAAAUGCAGGGUGCAGUAGAACUUUGUGUUUGACCUCUAUAUGCUCAGAGACGCAAGAGUUGGUAGAUUACUUGGAUAGACUAAAGAAUUUUGAGAGAUCAGGAGUACCAGAAAAUGCUGGCACUGAAACUGAUGAUGGCUUUGAUUUGGGUCGUAUGAAGCGCUUGAUGGACCGCCUUGGAAAUCCACAAUCAAAGUACAAGAUAGUUCAUGUUGCUGGGACCAAAGGCAAGGGCUCAACUGCUGCAUUCUUGUCUAAUAUUUUGCGAGCAGAGGGAUAUCGUGUGGGUUGCUAUACAAGCCCUCAUAUCCGAACUAUUAGGGAGCGUUUGUCUGUGGGAACACAAAAUGAGCCAGUACCAGCAGAUAUGUUGUACUCUCUUUUUCUUAGGAUCAGGAAGUUCCUUGACCAGGCCGUCGCUCAUGAGUCUGGACUGCUAAGUCAUUUUGAGGUCCUUACAGCUAUAGCAUUUACUCUAUUUGCUGAUCAGAAUGUUGACAUUGCAGUUAUCGAGGCCGGUUUAGGAGGAGCACGUGAUGCUACAAACAUAAUAUCAAGUUCUGAGCUUGCUGCAGCGGUGAUAACAACUAUAGGAAGGGAACAUCUGGCUGCUCUUGGGGGUUCCUUGGAAAGCAUAGCAUUGGCAAAGUCAGGGAUCAUCAAACAUGGCUGCCCAGUAAUUCUUGGGGGGCCAUUUCUUCCUCACAUUGAACAAAUUAUGCGCGAUAAAGCUCUAUCAAAUUGUUCACCGGUGGUAUCUGCGUGUGACUUUGGAAACAGAAGCGUCAUGAAUGGUCUUGGCAUCAUCAAUGGUGAACCACACCAAACUUGUGAUAUACGGCUUCAUAUUGAGAAGGACAUGCCAUUAUACAUUAAUCUGAAGGAUGUGAAUAUAUCUAUGAUUGGGUAUCACCAACUUCAGAAUGCUGUGACUGCAACUUGUGCUGCAUUAUGCCUCCGUAAUCAGGGGUGGAGAAUUGCUGAUGGAUCCAUUCGUAGUGGGUUGGAGAGCACACAAUUGCUUGGGAGAAGCCAGUUUUUGAAGAAAGAGGAAACUGAGGCGCUAGGACUUCCUGGAUCAAUGGCAUUGCUUGAUGGAGCCCACACCCAAGAAUCUGCUAAAGCAUUGGCAAAUACAAUUUCUACGGUAUGCCAAAACUCUAGGUUGGUCCUUGUGGUUGCAAUGGCAAGUGACAAAGAUCACAGUGGUUUUGCCAAGGAACUCCUUAUGGGCCUACAUUUCGAAGCUGUUUUCCUGACAGAAGUAGAUAUUGCAGGAGAUAAAUCCCGAAGUGCAUCUGCGUUAUUUUUGAAAGAUGUAUGGACAAAAACAUGCAAGGAACUUGGUACCGAAUAUAUUUACAAAGAUAGUGUUGAAUAUCUAAAACAAUUAGAUGCAUCGGUUCAUUCUAUUGGAAAAUCAAACAAAAUGACCAUCACUGCUGAAAGUUCAAUAACAAAUUGCUUGAAGGCUGGUAAUAGAAUUCUCAAAGCAAGAGUUGGAGAACAACCAGGUAUAGUUGUAGUUACUGGAUCUUUACAUAUUGUUUCGUCUAUGUUAGCAACUAUUCAGGCUAAGUUUCCAUGAAGAAUGGGUAUCUUAUUAGCUUCAUUUUGCUGUCCUUUUCAAAUCUGUGAUGCGAUGUUAAAUUGUUUUGUAAGUUUAAAUAGAUGCUACUAAUGUUAUAUUAUUAUUCUUGAAACCUCUAUAAAUUACUUUUUUUCAGCUUA